Messenger RNA from Hirundo rustica (Barn swallow), 948 nucleotides. RefSeq names its product C1D nuclear receptor corepressor (gene C1D). NCBI's taxonomy places the organism in Eukaryota, Metazoa, Chordata, Aves, Passeriformes, Hirundinidae. The coding region runs from base 132 to 578 and encodes 148 amino acids. The record is from RefSeq and is a predicted model, not a curated record. Gene Ontology annotation, molecular function: RNA binding; DNA binding. Gene Ontology annotation, biological process: regulation of gene expression; maturation of 5.8S rRNA. The transcript is spliced from 6 exons. Gene Ontology annotation, cellular component: exosome (RNase complex); nucleolus.
CGGUGCUCGGCGCCCGCCCGCAGGAUGGUCGUUCUGCAGGCAGUAAGCGGCUACGUUCAUGUUAAAAAACAGCAGAAAUAGUGUCGCAGCUUGAGGAGCCUUGAGAACGUGGCCAGCUUUUCCAAAAGAAGAUGGAAAUGUCAGAAGAUGACAAUAACACAGAAGAAUACCCCACCGAAAUUCAUGAUUAUCUCGCGGCAUUUGAAAAGUCUCUUGGUUCUGUAGACGAGAUGCUGAAGACAAUGAUGUCAGUUUCUAGGAGCGAGCUUUUGCAAAAGUUAGAUCCUCUUGAGCAAGCAAAGCUGGAUUUGGUUUCGGUGUACACAUUAAAUUCUAUGUUCUGGGUAUACUUGGCUACCCAGGGAAUCAAUCCUAAGGAGCAUCCAGUGAAACAAGAACUGGAGAGAAUAAGAACAUACAUGAACAAGGUCAAAGAGCUAACAGACAAGAAAAAGGCAUCCAAACUUGAUAAAGGAGCUGCUGCUAGAUUUGUGAAAAAUGCACUCUGGGAACCAAAUGCAGAAAAUGAACAUAAUUCCAAAACUCCUACUAAAGGAAAAAAGCGACAGAAGGACUAAAUCCUUUUCUUUUCCCUCGUAGCAAUUGCAGACACCUGGAAUUUACUUGGAAAUAUUUUGUGUACUGCAUCCAUCUCAUAGAAGUGCUGUAUAAAAGGUUAAUUUAUACUUACAAACUUUACAGGAUUGUAUUUCGUCCAGAACACUUGUCACUGAGGUGAUCACAUUUAAUGUGUAUCUAAAAGUGCCAUUUGUUGCAUAUUUGACAUUUCACUACUGAAAUGAUAAUCACCUGACAUAUACUUGUCGGUAAUAAAUAAAAGUGGUGUUUUGUAUAUAAUGCCUGUGAAUUCAAUUUUUUUUCAAUGAUUAUUGACACUUUUUUAUAAAUGUCCUCAAUCUCCUCAAUAUUAAAAAGUUUCAAGCACUG